UGAUUGCAGUUUCCGAAUGCCUCUAUCUCGGGGAAGGUGUUCGUGUUUUUUCUCUGAAAUAAUAUAAAUUAAAAUUUACUAUUCAAAAUGACUGAAACUGAUGAGGUUGAACAUUACCGUUAUCAAAUUACUCUUGCUCGGUCUGAAAUUAAGAACCUCAGGCAGCAAAUAUCUGCAUUGAAGCAUGAACACCAGAAGGAAAUAAAACUCAUUAAAUCUAAUCUCAGCGCUCUUCGGUGUUCGAGCUGCACUGAUGCAGCAUCAAGAGUCUCAACAAAUGGCGAAAGUGAGCCGACAUCUCCAGAAGCACGGGACUUAAUCAUCUACAGCCCUAUCGGCUUCAUAGAAACAUCUUUCCAAAAUAAAAGAGCAGUGCCGAGGCAGCCCUCGGUACUUCAGAAGUCUACUGGUGCCGUUGUCAUUGACACUUCCGUGUUCAAUAAUCCAGAACAUGCUUUGGAUGGAUUGUCAGAGUUUUCACAUAUGUGGAUAAUAUUCCACUUCCACAACACGGAGAGCAACAACUCGCCGGCCAAGGUGGCUCCUCCACGGCUGCAGGGGGAGAGGAAGGGGGUGUUCUCUACGCGCUCGCCGCACCGCCCGUGCCGCAUCGGCCUGUCGCUCGUCAAGAUACAGAGCCUUGAAGGCAACCGCAUAAACUUCCUCGGCGUGGACAUGAUCAACGGCACCCCGGUGCUGGACAUCAAGCCGUACAUCCCGCAGUACGACUACCCGUCUCCCCUGAGCAGCCAGCUGUCCCAGACCCGGCCCCGGACCGAGGGCACCGGGGAUGUGUCAAGACUGCUCACAGGAGUCCAAAGCCCAACCAUGGACACUGGCAGCCCGAUCCGUUCGCCAUACGACGGAGAAAUCCCUUCACCACUAACACAGGACAGCAACCUCGCCACCCCAGUGUCGCCACCGCCGCAGUCGCCAUCUAGUGACGAAGUGGGGCGAGUCUACACCAACCCGAUACGGCGGUUCGAUAAUGAACGAGGCGCGCCGGACGGUCAAGAGCGAUUCACGCCACCGCAAAUGCCCUUCAUUCCAAGCCAAGACGGUAUAAGAGUAGCACCGUGGAUAGAAAACCCGCCGGCUCAAAGAUACCAAGUCCAGUUUACUGAUGAUGCAUUGGCUCGACUGAAUGAGUUGAUAGGCGAUAGGGCGCCAGCGUUCAAGUCGAAUAUUGAGACGUUGCUUUCUGAGGAUCCGAGGUCUAACUACGUAAGGAAUAGAUACCCGGACCAUGAGUAUAGUUGCGUUUUGGAAGACAUGUCGAUAAGUUGUGUGUUCAAUGCCGCUUCGUCUGUUUGUACUAUUGUAGCUGUGAGGAAUGCUGAAGAUAUGCAACAGCAGAAUUAAGUUAAGUUUGUUUUUUAUGGUUUAUGACUGCACGGUAAUAAUAAAUUUUAUUUAAACACC
Molecule: messenger RNA, 1422 nt
Organism: Plutella xylostella (diamondback moth)
Lineage: Eukaryota; Metazoa; Arthropoda; Insecta; Lepidoptera; Plutellidae
Product: tRNA (adenine(37)-N6)-methyltransferase
Source: RefSeq, a predicted model, not a curated record